AUGUUUGUCGCCGCCCUGAAACAGGAUUCGACUAUCAUCAGGGAAUUGUCACAAUAUCCCCGUCUGGUAGACAGACAUGAAAAAGUCCCAGGACUCCUAUCAGAGUGUGUGAAGCAAAAUGACCUUGGCAAUGUACGAUUUCUCUUGAGUGAAGGAGAAGAUGUCAAUGAAGAUAACAGCCACGUCAGAUACGGCCGAAGCCCUCUUCAGGAAGCCGUAGAGGAAGGAAAUCUAGAGUUGGUGGAGCUUCUCGUCAAAGCCGGUGCCAACGUCAACACACCGGCAGCCAAAUAUGGCGGCGCAACUGCUUUGCAGCUUGCAGCAAUCAAGGGGCGUCUUGGUAUUGCAAGGGAGCUGAGAGAGCUUGGGGCAAAUAUUGACGCUCCUGGUGCUGAGGAACAUGGCCGGACUGCUCUAGAAGGCGCGGCGGAACAUGGACGAAUCGACAUGGUUCAGUACCUUCUGAGUGAAGGAGCUCAGACCACUGGCCCUGGUCAGUUACAGUACUUGCGCGCCAUCAGAUAUGCCCAAGACUCUGGGCAAAUGGUGGUGGUGGACCUGCUCAAAGGUCACAGAGAAUGGACAGCGGAUGAUGAUACAUUAUGGGAAGAACUGUUUGCGUCGUCAUACAAUAAUUUGGAGAGGUAUGAGGCAAGAGCAGGCGAGCUAGUCACUGACCAAGACGAUGGAGAACUAGACACGGACAUUACAUCGCACAAAGGUUUUAGCCACGGCGAGGAGAGCUCUGGUGAUGAUGAAGCAGAUGACAUCUCAUCUGACCAUCCAGUCCAUAGUCAUACGGACGACAAUGGCGCGAAUUCAAAUGUAUGUCUGGAGGAUCUUGGACUAGCAGCGAUUGAAGAUUUGGAGAUGAUCACAGACGAUUUUAUGGCAUUCAUGGAUACGGGACUUGCUGAAUGA
Colletotrichum truncatum is the source of this 921-nucleotide messenger RNA. Its product is annotated as Protein fem-1-like protein. Gene Ontology annotation, molecular function: protein binding. NCBI's taxonomy places the organism in Eukaryota, Fungi, Ascomycota, Sordariomycetes, Glomerellales, Glomerellaceae. The record is from RefSeq and is a predicted model, not a curated record.